AUGACCGAAAGGCACGGUGCCUGUCCCACGUUAACGAUAGCCAAUCCGUUCCCCCCUUAUCCCGAGUCUCUUCGCUUUCUAUUGAGAAACAACUCCAUCCUCAACUUACCAAAACCAUUCAUUUUGUCCGUUGACUCCAUGCAUGGCUUAGCAUGUCUUUCCGUCACACCCACCACCACCACCACCACCACCACGAUCCCGCAACUUCUUACCCAUUCAAAACUACCACAAUCCCCUCCAAAUCAACAACACUUCACAAACAACACUUCAAUCCAUAACCGCAUCUCAUUCCUCUGCAAACAUGUUCGAAUCCAAGAAGCCGUCGAUUCACUUUCCCAAUUCCAACAACACUUCCACAUAGGACCUGACAUUUACGGUGAACUCCUCCAAGGAUGUGUCUACGCAAGAGCCCUCAGUUUAGGUCUUCAAAUCCACGCUCACAUCAUCAAAAAAGGUCCUUCCUUUUCCACAAACGAGUUCAUCGAAUCCAAGCUUGUCAUCCUCUACGCAAAAUGCGGCCUUUCGGAUAUCGCGGUUCAUCUCUUUCGUAACGUUGUUAGAAACCAGAAUCUCUUCUCUUGGGCCGCCAUUAUAGGCCUGCAGGCCCGAAUUGGACUCUCCCGAGAAGCGUUGUUGAGUUAUGUGGAAAUGAUGGAGAAAGGGUUUCUCCCGGAUAAUUUCGUUGUGCCGAAUGGUUUGAAGGCCUGUGGGGCACUCCGGUGGGGUGGGUUCGGGAAGGGGAUUCAUGGGUAUGUAGUUAAAAUGAAUAAGGAUUUCGAUGGUUGUGUUUAUGUUGCGACGAGUCUUGUUGAUAUGUAUGGGAAAUGUGGGUUUUUGGAGGAUGCGGAGAAGGUGUUUGAUGAUAUGCCUCAGAAGAAUGUUAUUGCUUGGAACUCCAUGAUUGGGGUUUUUGCUCAAAACGGAAUGAAUAUGGAGGCUGUCAGGCUCUUUAAGAAGAUGAGGUUUCAGGGUGAUGAACUUACUGAGGUUACAUUGUCGGGUUUUUUUUCAGCGUGUGCUAAUUUGGAGGCUGUUGAGGAAGGUAAACAAGGGCAUGCUAUUGCUGUUAUAAUGGGAUUUGAGUUGGGUAACAUUUUAGGUAGCUCUAUUAUGAAUUUUUAUUCCAAGUUUGGAAUGUUUGAGAAGGCGCUUGAGAUGUGUGGUUGGAUGACGGAGGAGGAAAACUUGAGGUUUGAUUGUGUCACACUGUCUUCUUUGUUGUCUGUUGCUGCGGAUACGAGAGAAGUAGAACUUGAUAUGUAUGGGAAAUGCGGGAGAAUGGAUUGUGCGAGAAGAGUUUUUUGUUUUGCGGCGAAGAAAGAUCUUGUGUUGUGGAAUACAAUGUUGGCAGCUUGUGCGGAGAAGGGGUUGAGUGGUGAGGCUAUGAAAUUGUUUUUUCAAAUGCAACUGGAGAGUGUUCCUCCGAAUGUUGUUUCGUGGAACUCUUUGAUAUUCAGUUUCUUUAGAAAUGGUCAGGUUGUUGAGGCUCAAGACAUGUUUUAUGAAAUGCAAUCAUCGGGUGUAACGCCAAAUUUGAUCACAUGGACUACUAUGAUAUCUGGCUUGGCUCAAAAUGGUUUCUGUUACGAAGCUAAUAAGGUUUUCCGGCAAAUGCAAGAUGCAGGGAUGAGACCUAAUAGCAUAAGCAUAACUGCCGCAUUAUCAGCAUGCCCGGAUAUGGCAUUAUUGAACUAUGGAAGGGCAAUUCAUGGAAGCCCUUGCACUUUUUAA
Molecule: messenger RNA, 1731 nt
Organism: Vicia faba (fava bean)
Lineage: Eukaryota; Viridiplantae; Streptophyta; Magnoliopsida; Fabales; Fabaceae
Source: the annotation of a GenBank genome assembly